This is a messenger RNA of Crotalus tigris (Tiger rattlesnake), 7326 nucleotides long. It is a transcript of the gene MET, whose product is annotated as MET proto-oncogene, receptor tyrosine kinase. The transcript has 21 exons. The record is from RefSeq and is a predicted model, not a curated record. NCBI's taxonomy places the organism in Eukaryota, Metazoa, Chordata, Lepidosauria, Squamata, Viperidae. The coding region runs from base 1296 to 5441 and encodes 1381 amino acids. Gene Ontology annotation, cellular component: membrane; signaling receptor complex. Gene Ontology annotation, biological process: cell migration; nervous system development; multicellular organism development. Gene Ontology annotation, molecular function: ATP binding; transmembrane receptor protein tyrosine kinase activity; protein binding.
CAUUGGUUUUCAUGAACUGCAGCAGCCUUUCCCAGUGUGCUACUAUCUAAAUAUAUUUGAAUUCAACAGCGAUAAACUUGAGUCAACAAAAAGCCCCAUGAUGAGAAAUGAGGGUUUAAGUCCAAAACAGCUGGAAGGGACCAUGUUGCAGAAAUCUGCAACCAUUAUUUUGAUGAAGCAUUCCUCCAUGAAAACUUAUGCUGCAACUUCUUGCUAGUUUUUCAGAUCCUCACCACAAAUUUAGUUGCCACACAUUAACACGGGAAGCUCAGCCAGUGCCAUGUCCCUUAUCUUUUAUGAUGGGGGUGGGGGCUGCAGCUAUUAUUUGUCCUUUAAAGUCACAGAAGAGAGAAGUAAUAUCAACUUUAAGUCUUGUUGACCAAAUCUUCUCUACAGGUAUCCAUACAGCUACACAAAGAGCAGUGAAAUCCAACUUCCUGAAGGGAAACUGCCUUCCCUCUGCCAUAAGAAAUCUGUCACUUGAGCGAAGAAGCAUUUCUUUCAGUUGCUUAGUAAUCCGUGUAGUUAGUCGCCGGCCGCCUCCCUCAGGACAAUGGAGGGUUGGCUAACAAUAGCUAAACGAAGCUCUUUUCCUUCUGCGCCUUUGUCUCUGCGCUCUGUAACUCCUGGGAAAGUAUAAGCUUUUCUUCUUCCACUCAGCCGAGCGUUUUCGCUCCCGCGCUGCCUCCAAAGACUCUUCCUUCCCUGGCAGCAGGAGGAAAUCACCUGAAGUCGGCUGCGUGCGUGGGAAGAGAAGAGGAAAAGUGGGGCAAUAUUGGCGGGAACGGGAAGAGACCCUUGGCGCCUCUGUUGCUUUUGGCGACGAAGGGGGAAGGGGUAGAGUGGAUUCUCCGUCUGUUGUAGUUGGCCCCCACGAACAGAAAGACGCGUUCGUUUGCCAGCGUUCCCGCACCCGACGCACACCACACACACAAAACUCCACUCGUGUCCUAGUGAGUCACAAGCAGGUCAGGAGGAUCGGACGGGAAGGGAGGGGCUCAAAGCCUUCGGAGCCGCCGCAAGAGCUGCGAGCCGCUGGGAGCCGCCACAAGAGCGGGAGAGAAACUCGCCUAAGCCCUGUCACAGCCAGUGCGAGAGGCUCCCUCGCAGGCGGCGCCGGGGGCGUCUCGGCGUCCUCCCACCAGGUGGUUAAGUUACAGAAGGGAAAGGAGAAGCGUGUGGCUCCCGCAGCCCGGGCCGUUGGUGGGACAGUGAACGAGGAAGCCAGAUGCUAAGGAUCCGGCCGCUGAACAGCUGUGCCCUCGCCUUCAGCAGGGAAGGAUAAAUCUGCAAUUAUGAACCUUUUUGCUACUUCUCCCUUUGAGAUUAUAUUAUUCCUGUCUACCUUGGUACAGAAGAGCAAUGGCAAAUGUAAAGAAGCAGGUUCAAAAUCACAGAUGAAUUUGAGCAUCCAAUAUCAACUUCCAUAUUUCAUUGCGGAAACCCCAAUACAAAAUAUUAUUCUCUACAAACAGCACCUGUAUGUAGGUGCAGUCAAUAAAAUCUAUGUCUUAAAUGAAACUCUUCAUAAUGUCUAUGAGUACAAGACUGGACCUGUUCUUGAGAAUCCAAGUUGUGUUCCAUGUGAUGAAUGUAAACCUAAAGGAAAUCAAUCUGAUAUUUGGAAAGAUAACAUUAACAUGGCUCUACUCUUUGAAACAUAUUAUGAUCAUCAUCUUAUCAGUUGUGGUAGUGUAGCCAAAGGAACCUGCCAGCGCCAUGUCAUUUAUCCUGAUAAUCCUGCUGACAUUGGAAGUAGAGUACACUGCAUGUAUUCCAAACUGAUGGAUGAGGAAUCAGAUGAGUGUCCUGACUGUGUUGUAAGCCCCUUAGGAACCAAAAUUCUAGUGGCAGAAAAAGAAAGAUUUGUAUACUUCUAUGUUGGCAAUACUGUAAGUAAUUCACCACAGCAGGACCAUUUGCUUCAUUCAAUAUCAGUUCGAAGAUUAAAAGAAACUCUGGAUGGAUUUGAGUUCCUCACGGCUUACUCUUACAUCGACAUUCUUCCAGAAUUCAGGGAUUCAUACCCCAUCAAGUAUGUUCAUGCAUUUGAAAAGGACUAUUUUGUGUACUUCCUUACUGUUCAAAGAGAAUCUCUUGACUCCCAAGCUUUUCAUACAAGGAUUAUACGGUUUUGCUCUUUUGAUUCUGAGUUGCGUUCAUAUGUGGAAAUGCCCCUUGAAUGCAUUUACACUGAAAAACGUAAGAAGAGGUCAGCUAAGAGGUCAAAUGAGGUAUUUAAUAUUUUACAGGCUGCAUAUAUUGGUAAGCCAGGUGCAACCUUAGCCCAGCAAAUGGGCCUUGAUAUGAAUGAUGAUGUUUUAUUUGGUGCUUUUGCCCAAAGUAAACCAGACUCUUCAAAUCCAACUCCUAAAUCUGCUGUCUGUGCAGUUUCUAUCAAAACCAUCAAUGAAUUCUUUGGCAAGAUUGUAGACAAACAAAACAUGAAAUGUCUGCAGCAUCUCUAUAAGAAGAACAACAAAUAUUGCCUGAACAAGAAUUUUUCAAGGAACACCUCUUACUGUGGAGCUCAAGAUGACGAGUAUCGAGUGGAGGUUACUACAGCUUUGCAGAGAAUUGACUUAUUCACUGAGCAAUUCAACACUGUCCUCUUAACUUCUAUAUCUGUCUUCAUUAAAGGGGAUCUUACUAUAGCAAAUCUGGGGACAUCUGAAGGACGCUUUAUGCAGAUAGUGAUCUCUCGUUCUGAACGCACAAUGCCAUACAUGAAUUUCCAUUUAGAUUCCCAGCCUGUUACUUCAGAAGUUAUUGAGACUUCCCUAGGCAAUGAUGGGUAUACUCUGGUGAUCACUGGGAAGAAGGUAACCAAGAUUCCACUAAAUGGACCAGGAUGUUCUCACUUUAGCAUCUGCAGUCAGUGCCUUCUAGCACCUUCUUUUAUGAACUGUGGAUGGUGUGGCAAUCAGUGUGUAAGGCCACAGGAAUGCAGUAUAGGAGGAUGGACACAGAACAUAUGUUUACCUAAAAUCUCUGAGAUUAUUCCAAGGAGUGCUGCUUUUUAUGCUUCAACAAGACUGACACUGUGCGGGUGGGAUUUCGGAUUCAGUAAAAAUAAUAAGCCCAGUUUAAAAAAAAUAUCAGUCUUUGUAGGGGGACAGCGGUGCAUUGUGGAUGGCCGGGCUAGUGACAAAAACAAACUGGAAUGCAAGCUUGGGCCUGUAAAGAACACAAGUUUUAAUGUUUCAAGCAGUGUUUCAAAUGGACAAGCUAAUACCUCUUUCAAUACAUUUUCUUAUGUGGAUCCGAGAAUAAGGCAGAUUUUUCCUAACUAUGGUCCAAGAUCUGGCGGAACAUUGUUGACAUUAACUGGGGAAUAUUUAAACAGUGGGAAUUCGCAAGAAAUUUCUAUCUGCAAAAAGCAGUGCAGUCUAACCAGAGUGACUGCUAAUACCAUAGAAUGUUAUAGUCCUUUUCAAAGACAAGCACUGGAAUGCCUUGUUGAAAUGAAAAUUGAUUCAGCCAGUCGUUCAGCAGGUCAUUUUACCUACAAAGAAGACCCUGCUGUUUCUAAAAUUUAUCCAGUUAAAUCUUUCCUUAGUGGUGGAAGUACAAUUACAGCACAAGGGAUAAACCUGAAUUCAGCAUUCUCUCCAAAGAUGUUGGUAACAGUCCCAAAGAUAGGCAGAAACUUCAGUGUGGCAUGUGACCAUCGUUCAGAUUCUGAAAUAAUCUGUUGUACAACUCCUUCACUGAAAGCCUAUGAGCUGAUGCUGCCUUUUGUGACAAAAAUGUUUUUCAUUUUUGAUGGUGUCACUUCAUCUGGUUUUAAUUUUGAUUAUGUGAAUGACCCUGACUUUACCAUUUCUGAAACACCAUUGUUGAUUUCCAAGGGAAGUCAGAAUGUAAUAAUUAAGGGAAGUAACAUUGAUUCUGAAGCUGUUAAAGGUGAAGUACUAAAAGUUGGAAACCGGAGUUGUGAGAACAUCACCUUGAAGUUGCAGUCUGUUUCCUGUACCAUUCCUAAAGAGCUGCUCAAAGCCAACCAUGAAUUAAAUAUAGUGUGGAAGAAAGAAAUUUCAUCAACAGUUAUUGGAAAAGUAAUGAUUCAACCAGACUCAAAUUUCACAGGACUCAUUGCAGGCAUUGUGGCAACAACAUUUUUUCUCUCGCUGUUAGCAUUUGGAUUUCUCCUUUGGAGAAAAAAGAAAAAGCAAAUAAAAGAUUUAGGUGGAGAGAUUGUUCGCUAUGAUGGAAGAGUACACACUCCUCAUUUGGACAGGCUUGUGAGUGCAAGGAGUGUAAGUCCUACAACUGAAUUGGUGUCAAGUGAAUCAGUAGACUAUAGAUCAACUUUUUUGGAAGACCAGUUUCCAACUUUAUCUCAGAAUGGAUCUUGCAGGCCAACCCAAUAUCCUCAUGUGGACCUAUCUCCCAUUCUGUCUACUGGAGACUCUGAUUUAGCUAGUCCAUUGUUACAGACUAAUGUUCGCAUUGACAUUAGUGCCUUAAAUCCAGAUCUGGUCAAAGAAGUUGAGCAUGUUGUUAUUGGUGCUGAUAAUAUGAUUGUGCACUUCAGUGAAGUAAUAGGAAGAGGGCAUUUUGGAUGUGUUUAUCAUGGAACUUUAUUGGAUACUGAUGGCAAGAAAAUUCAUUGUGCUGUGAAAUCCUUGAACAGAAUUACGGAUUUGGAUGAAGUAGCUCAAUUCUUAAAAGAAGGAAUUAUAAUGAAGGAUUUCACUCAUCCCAAUGUCCUGUCACUACUUGGAAUUUGCUUGCCUAAUGAAGGUUCUCCUUUGGUGGUGCUUCCUUAUAUGAAACAUGGAGAUCUUCGAAACUUCAUUAGAAAUGAAUCUCAUAAUCCAACGGUGAAGGAUCUGAUUGGAUUUGGUCUACAAGUAGCAAAAGGGAUGAAAUAUCUUGCAAGCAAAAAGUUUGUCCAUAGAGAUUUAGCAGCAAGAAAUUGUAUGCUGGAUGAAAAUUUCACAGUCAAGGUUGCUGAUUUUGGACUUGCGAGAGAUGUAUACGAUAAAGAGUACUACAGUGUACACAAUAAAACAGGAGCAAAAUUGCCAGUAAAAUGGAUGGCUUUAGAAAGUUUGCAAACCCAGAAGUUCACUACAAAAUCAGAUGUGUGGUCCUUUGGUGUUUUACUUUGGGAGCUGAUGACAAGAGGAGCACCUCCUUAUCCUGAUAUAAGCUCUUUUGAUAUUACCGUUUACUUACUACAAGGAAGGAGGCUCUUGCAGCCUGAAUACUGUCCUGAUCCACUAUAUGAAGUCAUGCUCAAGUGUUGGCAUCCAAAACCUGAACUACGGCCAGACUUUUCUGAGUUAGUUUCAGAUAUAUCCAUGAUCUUCUCCACUUUUAUUGGGGAACAUUAUGUUCAUGUGAAUGCCACCUAUGUCAAUGUGAAAUGUGUGGCACCAUAUCCAUCUCUGCUGUCAUCACAAGAUAAUAUAGAUAGAAAUGCAGAUACAUGAUGAAGUUCAUUAAACUGUGCUAAAGGGAACAGGGCAUAAAUAAUGGCCAACUACUUUUUAAGUAUUUUUCUGUGUGUGAAACCACUGCAUAUGUGUAUAUGUUAUUAAAUUGCACUAUUUUGAGGCAACUCAGGUUGCUGAAAUCUACAAGGUAAAUGUUCGGAUAUAAUUUUCAAGUGUUGUGGGCAAUUGCGGUAACUACCACUGCCGUGGAAGUUCUUCAUUUACUGCCAAGUAUCACUCACUGAACAAUCUAGCUACUCUGCAGAACUGAUGAUUCAGAAAUUUCUCAGUUAUUUAUAAUACAAGACACUGAAAGAGUGAGUUGAUAUUAUUAGUCAAGUUCUUUUCACCAAACUAAAUAAAUAUGCAGAUAUGCACUUCAUUAUUGAAGUUUAUUUGGUAUAGCAGUUUAUACUACUAUAUAAGUAGCCCAGAUUCAAUGGACAUUAAUUAAGAUAGUCCAGCUAUCACUACACUGAUUUUUAAAAUAAUUUUGGAAUACUGAUUGCAAUACAACAGAUAAUUAGUAUAUCAUAUUAUAGAUGCACCAGAAACAUACAGAGCAUAAUGAAUAUUUAAAGAAAAUGUUUCUGUACUAUGACAAAAAUGAAAUACUUCAGAAAUUCCUUUAUCCAGUAGGCUGAAGAGUAUGUUAAGUAUGUGGACAAAAUUCCACAGGAGAAUACAGAACUGUGCAGGGAAGCAGUAAACAUUUAGUAAAAGUGUCUCUGUGUGAGACAGCAGAAAAAAAGGUGAAGAGCUUGAAUCUGAUGUUGGCCUAUUCAGUCAAAUGGAGUACAUCUUUAUAUUACCUUACUGCUGCUAAAUUCAGCUCCUCACAUUUGAACAAUUUUUUGUUAAAAAAUGAAAUAAAAAUCCUGUAAAUACAGAUCACAACUACUUGAUGUUGUCAACUGGUUCUUAAGAUUUUGACACGAUGUAGGCCUUUCUGAUGACCAAAAUAUUUUUUAAUGUAAUUUUUUUUAAAAAGGUUAAUUUUUGACUGACCAUCAUAUUGGUUCCUGUUCCUGUGGAAUCCUGUGCAUUCUACUGUAUAGGCUAUUUGAUAUAGAAUCAACAGAUAAGUAAGGAAUGUUGGUGUGUGUAUGUGUGUAAACCUUUCAAAUCAUUCUAUUUUUAUACUGAUUUUUAAUUAAUUUUAUAGAUGGGUAUAUAGAUAAAAGCUUGGCUAGCGUAUAAAAUAUUGCACUGUGAACUCUUCAGAAAUAUUUUAUCACAGCUUUUAAUAUUUGUAAAAUUGUUUAAAAACUCUAAUCCUGUAAAGACUGGAAAGUCAAGAACUGUUGCAAACCACUUAUAACCCAACUGUUUAAUCUCCUUUUCUGGAAUCAGACAUAUUUUAAUAUCUUUGAGGAGACAGUACUUAUAAAGAAGCCAAUUACACAGGAGAUUUAUUGUUCCAGAGAAAGGAUACCAUACUAACAGUUUUAUGAUGUGAAUGGAGUGGUAAGCAAACUACUUGCUGAUAAUACUGGAUUAUAUUGAACUGCCACAUCCAUUUCAGUAGCAAAUACUUCAUGUCUGCUGACAAAGCAAUAUUACUUGUAAAAGGCCUUAGCACAAAAACAUAAUUCUCCUUCAGGCAAAGAGAAAAAAAUGCUUGAAGGUUAAGGCAAAUUAUUAUAUCAUAGUUUAAUGUUGAUUAUAUAAACCUACAAACACAAGGAAUACAGGGUGCAGGGUUGAAAUAUUGUAAUAUUUAUGUGGUAAAAUUAAUACCAUGUCUGGGAUCCAUGUAAAUAAUGUCCAAUUGUUGUAGGGAUUUGAUGUUUUACAUUCAUAUACUUGCCAAUAGGAUAAAUGGUACUUACCUUUUUAAUUGUGAUACCUAGUAAAAAAUAAAAUAUUUGUAUAUUGGCUA